AUGUUCUUUGUUCAAUUGACUUCAAUCAACACCGAGGCCGUCACGCAACCAAGGCGUUCAGCUCCAAAGCCAUUCAGCCUAUUGAACUCGGAGGAUGGGUCAAUCCACGUGAUCACCUACUUUCUUUUCGAAACUAUCGCUUGGCAUGUCGAACUAUGGCGAAGAAUUAUUGCUGUCACUCAGCGCAACGUUAGCACACUUUAA
Messenger RNA from Protopolystoma xenopodis, 204 nucleotides. NCBI's taxonomy places the organism in Eukaryota, Metazoa, Platyhelminthes, Monogenea, Polystomatidea, Polystomatidae. The record is from the annotation of a GenBank genome assembly.